This is a messenger RNA of Mya arenaria, 8930 nucleotides long. Its product is annotated as ankyrin repeat and sterile alpha motif domain-containing protein 1B-like. Gene Ontology annotation, molecular function: protein binding. Bases 68 to 4960 code for a protein of 1630 amino acids. The transcript is spliced from 27 exons. The record is from RefSeq and is a predicted model, not a curated record. Lineage: Eukaryota; Metazoa; Mollusca; Bivalvia; Myida; Myidae. Gene Ontology annotation, cellular component: cytosol.
AUGGAUGCUCCCAGAAAACAAGGAAGUGGUGAUUGCUUUUGAUAUUUUAAUAGAUUAACCGUUGACGAUGUCAUUGUUUGGUAUUGGGCAAAAACUGUCCGCAGUUGGUAAAGAGCAAGAACUACUGGACGCCUCCCGGACGGGAAAUUUAGCUACUAUUGAAAAACUUCUGCCAAGUAAACAAGAAAAAUCAAAGAGGUCAACAGUUGGUAAAUUGACAAGCAUUUGGAAGAGCGUCAGUGUAAACUGUGUGGACAGAAACGGCUACACACCCCUCCACCAUGCAGCCGUAAAUGGACACAGAGACGUGGUAGAAGGAUUGCUGCGUGCUGGGGCGGAGCCAGGACUUCAAGACAAUGCAGGCUGCACCCCGGUCCAUCUGGCAGCAUGGCGAGGAAAUGCAGAGAUUGUCAUGCAGCUACUGAAUGCUGGAACCGAAGGGGAACCAAGUGUGGAACCAGUACAAGUCAAUAAACAGAACAAUGACGGUGCCACAGCCUUGCACAGUGCAGCCCAGUACGGACAUGUGGCAGCCAUUGAUGUUCUUCUACAGAAGUCUGCCAACCCCACCAUACGAAACCUGGAGAAUGCCUCCCCUCUGGACCUUGCUGCCCAGUACGGGCGACUUGAGGUUGUUCAACGUCUACUGAUCUCAAACCCUGAACUUGCCCAUCGUCCCGCUAGCGUCCAGUCUCCACUUCACCUCGCAUCGCGUAACGGGCACUAUGAGGUUGUCCUGCUGCUGCUCGAUAAUAACUUCGAUAUUCAGACACAGACUGACACAGGGACGGCACUUCACGAAGCUGCCUUACAUGGUAAACUAGAUGUUGUAUGCCUUCUCCUUGAGCGAGGAAUUAACAUCCAUGAGAAGGAUGCGCACGGACAGACUGCCCUGGAGCUUGUUAGCAAACACAAAGGACAGCAUAAGUCAUUCUCAGAAGUCACAGAGGCUAUAAAGAUGUACAAUCAGAAAACUGAGGGCAACCCUGAUGGAUCAGGACUGUACGAUAGCCUGGCAUUGUGUCGCAGCGGGUCAGAUGCUAAAAAACCCACCGCUGCCGUAAGGCCCCUCCCCAAAGACAAACCCAGCCAUUCAGACACUGCUCCGUCUCCACCAAGCCCCUCCUUGAAGCCCCAUCUCUCAGCCCGCCCCUUGCCGCUGGAGAACCCCCCGCACACUUUUGAGGGGCUGAUGCUACCCAAGCCCCGGGCUCGGCUUAUGAGCACGCCUGGAAAUGAGGCUGAUAAACCCGUGCCUGCGCCGCGAUACUCCAUGGUGCAACUCUCUCCUGAUGAACCACCUGAGUCGUGCCCCACCGUGCCUCUAUACACACUACCUAAUAAAGACAAACAAAAUCUAGAUAGAGUUGUGAGUUCGUCCAGUUCUACUCAUAGUGCGACAGCCCCACCACUGCCGCCAAGAACCUCUGUAUUUGCUCCUGAGAAUAAAGAAUCAAGAGUUGCCCCAGAAAAGGCUGUUCGAUCAGUGAAUAUUCCAAAGAAACCACCAAGACACAAAAAGUCUCCUAUGCCAGCACGCAAAAGUGACCCUUCCAAAACUGACAAUUCCAAAACUGAAAGUUUGACAGAAGAACCACAUUCCCCAACAGUCACUUCCACUGAACUUCCUGUCAAUAAUGACUCAGCAAAAUCUGAUUCCACUUCCCAGCAUUCCUUGCAAUGUUCUGACCAAUCAGAUAGCAAAAAAACAGGAUGUGAUGUCACAGAUUCUUCUGUGACUGGUUCAAAUGAUUCCAAAUCAAACAUUCCAGCAAAAACUGCAGAUUCCCUCAUAGACAAUUCUGUCAGCCCUGUCACAGGAAAACAAGUAAGCCAAAGUGUUUACCUAGAAAUGACUGCUCCAAAACAAAGGCCGGUGUCAGAGGUCAAACCUCAGAUUCAAUCAACCAAGUUACAAGAACCAUCUGAGCAAGGAGUAGAUAAUUAUGGUAUCCUUUUUCCAAACUUGAAGAAAAAACCAGAACUUACAAGGACCAAUACUGCUCCAGAAAGCGAAUCCAUGGGACCAAGCCCAAAAUCUCCAACUGAAAAAUUCAAAGAAAAACAGGGACUCCUUAAACGUUCAAACACUGCACCAGAGGAAAAUACUUAUAUACCAAUGGACGGUACUUCUACAAAAACUGUCCCUGACAUAAUUGAACCAACUGAAGACCCAGAGGUUGAAAACGAAUACAGCGAAAUUCCUGAAAAAAGUCCAUCGUCUGAGGCACCGCCUUCCCCGCUGUAUGCUAGUAUUGGUGAUGACAUGGUGAACAGGGAGAGUAUUGAAUAUUCACAGAUUAAGGACAUCACUCCCCCAGCUUCUCCGGAUAAACCAUGUGAGGAAAAACCAGAUGAAGGGAAAGUUGGCGAAGGAGCGGUAAAAGUUGGUGAUAAGCCCAAUCACUUGGAGUUCAAAAAGCCCAGGAAGUCUGGGCUCACAUCGGGCACCCCCCUGACCCCGACAGGAUACGCCCAGCCCCCAACCCCUGAUUUUCCCCCUCCCUCACCAGCCACAGCCCUCCUCGGCAUUGAGAUGAAGAUACAGGAGAUUAAACAGGAAUGGCAGCUUUUGAUGGAUUCAAAGAGGAAAUCAAGGGACAUAACUACUAUUACUGAUGAAACAGCACUGGGGAGUAUUAAGGAGCAGACAACAGAGGUCAAGGCUACAGACAACCAUAAGGUCAAGGUUACAGGUCAGAAAUCAAAUGAGGUGAUAGAUUCAGGUGCUUCAGGAGAGAAAGAGGACGAAGAUCCUGAAAAAGACAAAAAUCAAAUAAACGAAUCAAAAACUGAUUCAGCUGAUAGUCAAACUGUGAUAGAGCAAGAAACCAAAAAUAUUCCGGAGUCUUCCAUUCCAACUGAGGCAGAUACUGUGAUUGAUUGUAGCGAGGACAGCAUGUCCAAAAACAAGCAACCCCAUCCACAAAUCAGCCCUAAGCCCCCUGUUCCUCAAAAGCCCAGGGGAUUAGGGGAUAGUUUCAAAUCUGACAAACCUGGUGCAAGGGUUAGUAUCAAAAAUAGUGCAGAUCAAAAAAGAAGAGAUAAAGAAAAUGUCAAGAGAGAAAAUGGGGAUGAGUCUGAGAGUAAGAAAUCUCCAAAUGAAAAUCUUGACAAAAACUUGUCUGUUUGUAGUGAAGUUAAAGAAGCAAGUAGUAGCAUAAAAACACCAGAAAAGGAAGAAAAACCGACAGAGGCCCCAGCCAAUACAGGAGGCUCUGGCGAAGGCACGCCUACAGCAGAGGGAGGGGCCUCACCUGUGGUCAUGAGAAGACCAAGUAGGAACAUGGCCAACCAAGAUUUGGAUGUCUUUAAAGGUUUACUUAGGGGCUCAACAGUAGGAGUUCCACGGAAGGCCACCUCCCAAUUCUAUGACGAUGUUCUUCGCAAGAGUCGAGUGCCCGUCCAAGAUGCUCCUGCGAGUGCGCUCGUAGCUGAUUUGUCCAAAAUGGAUCACGAGGAAGAUAUUGAUCUUGACGCCGUUAUGAAGAGUAUCGAUGUGGAGGUAGCGAAGCGCGCCUCACUCACCCAAACCAGCCAUGAUGCAGCAAAUUUUGAUGAUGCUGAGGAAUGGGAAAAGAUAGCAGAUAUUAUGUCAAGUUUCAGUGGAGACUUGACAAAUUUCAGUGCUCCCGAACCUGAGUCCCCCACAGUGGAAGAGUUCAAUGUAGCCUUUGAGGCGUACAUGGACCGUCUGCUAGACUCCAGGGAGCAAGGUGAAGGUCAAAUGGUCAGCGUUGGGGAGUGGCUUGAAUCACUGGGUCUUAGUCAGUAUGAGAACAACUUCAUUGCCAAUGGCUUUGACAACAUAGACUUCCUGGACCCUCGUGUGUUGGAAGAACAGGAUCUAGAGCAGAUCGGCGUGCUGGCUCACGGUGAUCGACAGAAGAUCCUGGCAAGCACCAAGGCCUUACCUCAACUAAUGCCAAUUGAUACUGUCAAUCCCCCAGCGUCAGUAGAGGAAUGGUUGACAGGGCUUCAUUUACGUCCAGAGUAUCUUGACACGUUUUUAUCGCAUGGUUACGACACCAUCGACAAAGUCCAGAGCAUCCUCUGGGACAUCCAGCUUAGAACGGUGUUAGACAUAUCAAUGCUGGGUCAUCGGAAACGUAUCUUGGCCUCUCUAGGGGAGAGGAAACCGCUCGAUCGACAAAACUCCCAGACCAAACGAACCAUAGCCCCCACCAGUCCUGAACAUCUCAAAUCUCCACUAGAUAUCAACCUAUUCAAGGACUAUCGUAAUGUGAAGCCGGUGUCCACGUCAGAAGAGCCAGAUCCAACACCCAUGGCUGUAGAUAGCAGUGAAGAUGAAGAUGUCUUCAAGAAACAUGGGGGCCAGUCAAUACGCAACAGCAGUAUUCACCUACGACCUCCCCACCUGGCUCAGGUUUCCAGCCCAGCUCGCCAGUGGAGACAUAAGCCAGAGAUGCUCAUUAAAGGAUGCUGUAACUAUACUGCUCAGUACCUUGGCUCAACUAUCGUAACAGAGAUUACUGCCGGGAUCGAGUGUACCAAAGCAGGAAUAACCAAACUUAAGCUAAGAUUUAUGCGACAGUUGCAGAAAUCUGCCCAGAUGCUUGCCAAGAUUCCAAUCAUCAUGCUGUCCAUAUCAUACAAGGGCGUCAAGUUCAUUGAUGCAAAGUCAAAGAGGGUGAUAUGUGACCAUGAAAUUGGGAACAUUUUCUGCGCAUGUCAGGACACGGAGCACCUGAACUUCUUUGCGUACAUUACCCGCGAUAUCGAGACCUGUCAACACUACUGCCACGUCUUCAGUGUCAAGUCACCGAGCUUGGCCCAUGACAUAAUACUGACACUAGGCGAGUCGUUCGAGGUAGCUUUCCAGAUGGCGAUGAAAGAAAAAUCUCUCGAAGAGGCCAUGGAACUGGACCGCAAGAUGAGUCACAGCGAUGCGGAAGACUCGCGUAGUACCUCGUCCAAAUUCUCCACUGAUACUGUAUAGCAGGGGCUUUCAGGUAAAAAGAAGUUUUAAUUGGACGACGCGCCUGUGGAAUGCUUUCAUCAAAACAGUGCCAACAUAAAACGGACCGAUUAUGAGACAUGAGUAAUCCGUUUGCUGAAUAAAGGAAAGACGAUUAAAAAGACGAUUAAAAAGGGCCAAGAAACAUUCUUUCUACAUGAAGCUGCUAUUCUACUCAUCAACCUUUUGUUUUAUAUCUUCGUAGUGUCGAAAAAAUCAAAAGUAAUUACGAUAUUUUAUUUAUUUGUGAACAAAAUCUCUUUGAACGUUCAGUGUAAGUUUAUACAUGGAUACACCAUACUUUCACACACUUUUGGCCACAGAAUCAAAAAAUGUGGCAAAUCUUUUUCUUUGGAAUUAUUCAGUGUGUAUUAUUCUUAGAACCAAUUCAUGUGUAUAAAAUAUUGAACAUUAUAUAUAGACUUGUAGAGCAGCUCAGACAUAUCCAAAAAGAAAUGUUUAUUUUUGGAGUUGCAUAUUUUACUUGUCAUUACUUAACAGGUAGUUUUGUAUCCUUACAAAACAAGUUGGUGCCAUGUAUGGCACGUUGCCGUUGCCGUACCAUAUUUUAAACUCUGCUUUUCUGAACACUUAGUUGUUGUAUUCAUUAUGAUAAUAUGUUUAUUAGUUGAAAGUGAAAGUAUGUAUAUGUUUAAGUGUGCUAUAAGCUUGUCUGUUAUUUCAAAGAAAGAAGUCGAGGUCUUGUCAUAAUCUUGGCAUUGUUGUCAUCAACGUGCUAGAAUUUUCACCUUGGUCACAUCUCAAAAACUGUUCAAGAUAUUCAAAUGAAACUUGGUACACAAACAGUUUGAGAUAUUGAAAUGUAACUUGGUACACAUGUUGCAAGAGACAAUAUGCACAUGUAUAGUAAGGCCGAUAACUCUUGCUUAAAUAUUUAUAGAAUUAUGCCAAUUUAUUUUACUACCGUAAAACAAAAAAAACCAGAGGAAUGAUGGUGUUCGCGAUGUGGCGCUCGAGUUUAUAUAUAGGGUAAUGCUGUCCUGAAAUCUAUGAGUGCUUUUAUAAGAUAUAGAUACCUCAUCUUAAAAUUAUCUAUUAAAUUCAUGUUUUAAUCAUAAUUGUAUUAAUAUUGUCCCAGUAUAGAAGAUACUUAAAUUCUUUACUUAACUUUAUUUGUUCUUAAGUUUAUUUUAUGUGAUCUGUUGCGCAUGAACAAAAAUAAAUGUCUUUCCGCAAAAGGUAGUUUAUGAAGUACUGAUACAUUUAGUGAAGAGUUUCGUUGCGUAUGGCAAGCAUUUACAGUGCUUAGCAACUGUCAGAUGACUGUGAAAAGGUAUGUUACAAAACAGUAUUUAGAUUUUUACUAUGAUUUUUGUAGCGAAUUUUAUGGUACCCUCCGAAAACAUUUUUUUGCUUGUCUAUUUCUGAUCGAGGUAUUUUCAUAGCUGGUGGCAGCAUAAGCAUUGGUGUGCAAAACUUGGACCUAGGUCAUAACUAAAGUACUGUUCUAGUUACCCAAAUGCAAUUUGAUACACAUGUUGCCAGAGACAAUAUACACAUGUACACUGAAUAGCAAGGCCCAUAACUCUGACUAAUAAUUGUUGGGUUAUGACCCGCUUUUGACUGAAAAACAAUUGAGGAGGAUUUGCGUUAACUCUGCGGGUCGUGUUUAUAAUACAUGGUUGCAUACCAAAUAUCCAUCUCAAAUGAGGAAUUAAAACUAUAUAGGAAUUGGUUAAACUUGAAUCCUGAUUAAACAUUCAUUCCACAAUAAAUAUAUCUUUGACAGUGCGCCUUUUCAAAUGUCAGUGCAAAAUUGCCUUUCGGUGAUGUUAGAUCAUGGCUUGCUAUAUGCAACUCAUCUCUGUGGCCUCGGUUCUUUAAUAUGUAAGAAAUAACUCAAUAUUCAACUCUACUAAUUUUACCUUUAUACAGUCGAGCAUGUUUUAAAAUCUUAUGUUUUAACUCUAUUAAAAACAUAAUCUCUCAUAUAUUACUUAAAAAUUUUGGUACAAAAUUUAUUGAAAAUAUUCUUCAGUUAUAAACAUACUUGAGUAAUAUCUCAAAAAUAUAACUUGUAUAAAUAUGUUUUUAUAAUAUGUAUAUUUUAUGAUAUUAUUAAUUAAGAUAUAUAAUAUAAAUAAAAUUAAGAAAUAAAAAAAUGUCAGGCUUUAAAAUCACAAGAAUUUAUAUUCUUUCAUUUUACAUUUAAUACUAGAUUUAAUGAUGUAAUCAGUUAAUUCUGCAGAUGUUUUUGUGAAAACUGAGAGGCCAGCCCUAGGCCUUUCAACGAAACAGUGACAGUUGGUUUUAAAGAAAUGUGAAAGUCUGUUUUUGAUGUAUUACUGUUAUGGAUGUGUUUUCAAGGUGAUAAAAAAAUAUAAUAUUAUUUAGUCUUAAUUUAUUAUAACAGUUGUGUUCAUUGUAUAUUUUAUGCAAUAUUUUAUACAUAAUUGGUAAAUUGUAAAAAAAAUCUGUGUAGAUAUGUACAGUGGUUUAUACCUGUAUUGUUAAAUAAUAUCACAAGUAAUUACAUUGUUAGAAACACAUGAAAUUGCGGAUGUUCGUAGAUACAAUAUAUGACGUGUAGUUAUAUAGCAUUUCCUACUUUAUGUGACCAUCGGUAUAUUUUAAGAAUUAUCGCAGUCUAAAAUUGAGUUAGAUAAGUGAUAAGCAUAUGAUAAAUCAUCAGAAAUGUGAUGCUUAAUAUGUUGACAAUGAAGUCAAAAUCACUUUUUUUUGGUUGUAACAAUUUUUCAAUUUGGAAAACUCAAUUCAGUUUUAGAAUCUGUAUACCAUAUUUUGGCAGCCGUUGUAUUUUAAAAGAUGUGUUCUUAUGUUUUACAUAUAUCUGUAGUUAACAUUCCUUUUUGAGACAAUUGAAUUGUCCAUCUGCUUUUAAAUCAGAACUAGUUUUAGUUUAAUUUGCUUUGUUUUUAUACCACACAAGUGCUGUAGUUUUUUUUAGCUCCCCUGACCAAAAAUGGCUCAUUAUAGUGAGCAGUGGUGAUCGGCUGUUGUCUGUCAUCUCUGUACGUUGUUUGUUAGUAACAUGUUUGUUAAUAUUUUAGAAGCCACAAUGUUCACCCACAUUUUAACCUAUUUUCACAAAACUUAGUCAGAAUAUGACCCUUUCAGUUUGAGGCUAAUUUUGAGAAUGGGUCAUAUUGAGUCAAAAAGUAGGUCAGGAGGGCAAAUAUAAGAAAAACACAUAGUUAACACUCUGGAGGCCUCAUCUUUUUGGAAUUUGGUCAGUUUUUAGCAGAACUAUGUCAUAUUUGGUCAGAAUAUUUGUUUCAGUGAUAUCUAGAUUAACCAUCUUAGUUUGAAGGCUUGUUCUGACAUUAAAAGCUGUGGUACUCAGGUGAGCGAUAAAGGGCCUUCACAUCACUCUCGUAUUAAGUUUAUAAAUUGUUUACUUACAAACCUGCAAAGAACAUUUUUCAAAUUGUAUUAUGUUUUAAAUGUCAUUAUUUGUUGUUUUUUAAUUAGAACAAAGUGAGUAAGAUAGUUCUAAAGUAUAGUGUUGAUCAUUAUUACAGCUUAAGUUUGCGAAUGCAAAAAAAUGACAAAAAAAGAAAACAUUAGGAGUGAAUUUUACAAAAAAAUCAAUUAUGAAAAAUCAAACAUUUUUUACGGAUACCCAUGUGUAACAUGUUCAUUAUAGAAGAUAUGCUACAUUACUGGUUAAGAUUAAAACUUUCUUAACUGAAACAAACAAACAGCUAAAAUUUGUCACAACAAUUAGUUAUAUGUAUCUUGCUUAGCUCUUGCACCUGACUAUACUUUGCCAAAACAUGGUGCCUGGUCCUUGCUUUUAUGACAACAAUAUUUACAGCAAAGUUUCUUAUGUUUUUUUGUAGUUAUAUUUAUAUUGAAGAAAAUACUAUUUCCUGCUUUGAACAAAAUUUUAAUGUUGAAAGUUUUGUUAAUUUUGUACUAUGCUGACAUACUCAUAUCUGAAAAAAAGAAUAAAGUCUGUUAAAUGUUA